Molecule: messenger RNA, 2129 nt
Organism: Schizosaccharomyces japonicus yFS275
Lineage: Eukaryota; Fungi; Ascomycota; Schizosaccharomycetes; Schizosaccharomycetales; Schizosaccharomycetaceae
Product: cell wall protein Psu1
Exons: 1
Coding region: 380-1651 (423 amino acids)
Biological process (GO): septum digestion after cytokinesis; fungal-type cell wall organization or biogenesis
Cellular component (GO): fungal-type cell wall; extracellular region
Source: RefSeq, a predicted model, not a curated record
AGAACGGAGAUGCGGUGGAGCAUAAAACCUGCCGGCCCCCUCCCUAAGCUGAUCCCCUAGCAUUAACGGACUUCGUACUUCCACCCAAAGCAUCGCUGCACCGUAGUCACUCUCUUGUCUCUCAUUUCAUCGUGGAAUUAUAGGUUUCCUUAACAUUCCCAGGCUCAUAGAACUAUUAACUUGCGCCUCACGCUCGUUUGCUCCGGCUCCUGCCUCAAUAUAAAGUCGUCCAUUGAUUGAACGACUACCUUCCACUCUUUUCUCUAAUAUACCUUCAUUGGAUCGAAUAUAUCCGUGACUUAUCUUUCGUUUCUCACGUAAGAACUGCACAACCUUUUUCUCUGAUCAACCAAUUUUUGAUUCUUUGUGAGCCGUAAAGAUGCGUUUCUCUACUUCUGCUCUCAUUGCUCUCCUGGCCACUGGUGCCCUUGCCGUUCCCUACCGUCACCCUCAUCACUUCCACAAGCGUGAGGUCGUGACCUCUGCCGUGGUUGUCUACACCACUGUCACUGUCGAGGACGACGGUGCUGCCUCCGCUACCAGCGGUGCCAGCGAGUCUGCUGCCGCUACCACUGUGGCCGUUGCUGCCACCUCUACCUUUGUUGGCGACGCUUCUUCCGUUUCGUCUGCCAUUGCCUCUGUGCAAUCUGCCAACUCUGACAUUGCUCAGAGCUCUUUCAGCACCAUUGUUACCAGCUCUUCGUCUGCACCCGCUCCUUACUCGACUGUGUACAACACGUCGUCGUCCGUGGCUUCUUCCUCCGCCACUUUCGUGACCAGCACCACUUCCUCCAGCAGCAGUGCUUCUGCCCGCUCCAGUGCUUCUGCCACGUCUUCUGCUGCCUCUUCUUCCUCUACCGGCAGCACCUCUACUUUCCAAGACGGUGUCUACAGCUGCACUGACUUCCCUUCUGACCAGAACGGUGUCGUUGCUCUUGACUACCUUGGAUACGGUGGUUACACCGGUAUCCAAAUCGGUGAUGCCGCUGGUUCCUCCUGUACUGAGGGUGCCUACUGCUCCUAUGCUUGCAAGCCCGGCAUGUUGAAGAGUCAAUGGCCCACUGAGCAACCUUCUGACGGUGAGAGCCGUGGUGGUCUUCUCUGCAAGAACGGUAAGCUGUACCGUACCAACACCGCCUACGAUUCCCUUUGCAUUGACGGUGUUGGAUCUGCCUAUGUUGAGAACCGUUUGAGCCAAGGUGUUGCCAUCUGCCAAACUGACUACCCCGGUUCUGAGAACAUGGUCAUCCCCACUUACGUCGAGGGCGGUGCCUACUCUCCUCUGUCCGUUGUCGACAGUGACACCUACUACAAGUGGCAAGGCAAGUCCACUUCCUCCCAAUUCUACGUGAACAAGGCCGGUUACUCUCAACAGAAGGGUUGCCAAUGGGCCACUUCUGAUGAUGACUAUGGAAACUGGUCUCCCGUUAACUUUGGUGCCGGCCAAUCCAACGGUGUCACCUACUUGUCCAUCAUCCAGAACCCCUUGACCACUGCCGUUCUUAACUACAAGGUUAAGAUUGUUGCCACUGAGGGCUCCACUGUGAGCGGUGAGUGUGUCUACGACAGCGGCUCCUUCACUGGUGGUUCCAGCAGCGGCUGUACCGUUGGUGUUACCUCCGGUUCUGCCAAGUUCGUCUUGUACAAUUAGGCCGUCAGCGCAUCCGUUGCUGACAACAACUGAGAUGGUCAAGUUGUUGUCUCGUGUGCCGUCAGUAACGUUGCUGCUCACUUUCCAUCUAAUUGUACCUAUCUUGAGCAUUGUCAGACUGGUUCUGUGACCAUUGUCGGGGCGUCCCUCCUUACAGGCUUUCGGUCCCGUAUUAUGUCUGCUUGCCAAACGGCUAGCAUACCCUUUUUCUCCUAAUUGUGUGUCGUAUAGCGUUCGCACACAAACACACCUAGAUCAUCGGCAGUUGUUUUUGAUGUUUGUAUCUGUCGUCAAGUUUAUAAAACUACAAACGCCUAUUUUGUUGGGUUUGAAUUCCCUAUUAUGGAUAUACCUGCGCUGCUGCAUAGCGCGUCACUCGAGGUGAGUGUCUGCCUCAGCAAUCCCUUCGUUUCUUUCCCAUCGUUCUUUAUGCUUUAGCUGUAUCGUUAAUAUGAAUAAUCUGUCAUCUGAGAACAUA